Messenger RNA from Notothenia coriiceps (black rockcod), 287 nucleotides. It is a transcript of the gene polr2i, whose product is annotated as RNA polymerase II subunit I. The transcript has 3 exons. Gene Ontology annotation, biological process: transcription initiation at RNA polymerase II promoter; maintenance of transcriptional fidelity during transcription elongation by RNA polymerase II; transcription-coupled nucleotide-excision repair. Gene Ontology annotation, molecular function: DNA-directed RNA polymerase activity. NCBI's taxonomy places the organism in Eukaryota, Metazoa, Chordata, Actinopteri, Perciformes, Nototheniidae. Gene Ontology annotation, cellular component: RNA polymerase II, core complex. The coding region runs from base 93 to 287 and encodes 64 amino acids. The record is from RefSeq and is a predicted model, not a curated record.
UUUCAAACGAAUGCGAAUAGCCUUAGCAUCGUUAGUAGAAGUGAAGCAACAUCACAGUUUGUCGUGUUUAUCUUCAACCUAAAGUUUUCAAAAUGGAUAUGGAAACUGGGAGCUUCGAGCCGGGGUUUGUGGGGAUCCGGUUUUGUCAAGAAUGUAACAACAUGUUGUACCCCAAAGAAGACAAAGAAAACCGGAUCCUGCUUUACGCGUGCAGGAACUGUGACUACCAACAAGAGGCGGACAACAGCUGCAUCUACGUCAACAAGAUCACCCACGAGGUUGAGUAA